AGUACCACCCACUUUCUGCAUAGGAGCCAAUAAUGUGUCAGUAAACAAAACGAGGAAGAAACCGACAUUACAGCUCAUUUUCACAGUUUCGCCCUUUGACCAGGAUGGAAACCAUAAUAAAAUACGAGGAACUGAAAGCUCUUAUAGAAAGCAACAAGGAUCUGGUUCUGAUUGAUGUCCGCUCCCAAGGUGAGGUGGCUGGAGGACGCAUCCCUGGUGCCAUUCACAUUCCCAUUCACGCACUAGACGCUGCUCUUAGAAUGAACCCAGAUGACUUUAAAGCCAACUAUGGCUUAGUGAAGCCACCGCUGAAUGUUCCUCAACUGGUGUUUUACUGCCAGGCAGGCGGGCGAUCAAGGAUGGCAGCAACAACGGCGAUCCGAAACGGAUAUAUUAAUGUACGUGAUUAUGCUGGAGCCUACAGCGAAUGGUCGAGAAAAGAAAGGAAAUGAUUUCUUUUUAGGGAGAAGCCUCAUAUUGUGCAUUAUGUUUAUGCAAGUUUUGCAAAUAUUUUGAUGCUGACACAGAAACAGUAAAGUCUCAAGUCAUAGCGCACAAUAAAUUAGCAUGAAAUAAAAUGUUUUUUAUUCUUAAAGCGGCCUUUGUGAGAUUACUGUAGUGGUUUAAUU
Molecule: messenger RNA, 629 nt
Organism: Xiphophorus couchianus (Monterrey platyfish)
Lineage: Eukaryota; Metazoa; Chordata; Actinopteri; Cyprinodontiformes; Poeciliidae
Product: thiosulfate:glutathione sulfurtransferase-like
Exons: 4
Coding region: 105-452 (115 amino acids)
Source: RefSeq, a predicted model, not a curated record